AUGAGCUACGUCCUCGACGAGGCUGCACGUUCGUUUUCUUCCCCUGGCAUCCUUCUAACCCCCUCCCCAGUCCUCAAAGCGUACAGUCUCAGCAGCCUCAACCCCUCACAAUGGGAGCAGGUCGAUCACGGACAAGGGCCGCUCGCGACGCUUGAGGGCGGAUCCGGCGAGGAGAUGGACCCAUUAGGCCUUCGCGGAAGGCUCAGUACUGUCGGCGAAAUGGAUCUAAAGACGCGCGCCGCAACGUCGUUGGCAUCCAAAACAUUCGACCCGAAAGUCUUCCUUUCGAUGCAGCACCCCGAUGCGUCGUACCAGGAUCUACGCCAUGGCAUUUCUCACCUUGAGCAGUCUAUCGAGUCGCGCUCAGAGGCCGUGCGCAUUCUCGUAGAGGACAACUUUGACCGCUUCGUCGCAGUCAAGGCGACUAGCGAUGUCGUGUACCGUGACAUGAGGGAAGGUUUCCUCGCCGAUGAUACAGAUCACGGGACGCGCGAGCUCCGCGAGAUCUUCAAGCUUGCGACGCACCGCGCCGACCAGGUUUUUCUCCCUGUCCUCGAGAACUCGGUGAAAGCGGCCAAGCUGCGGUCAACGCUUGGCGUGUUCGACAGGUCAAAAUUCCUCUUCAACCUCCCUGGCCAGCUACUCGAGUCCAUAAACGCUGGGAGGUACGAUCAGGCGCUUCGUGACUACAAGAAGGGGUUGCAUCUUCACUCGGCUAGGUCACAGCCUGGCGCUUUGAUCCCUGGUGUCCCAGCGCGCACCCCCGACCAGAUUGCUCGCCAGCGUCGCGUAUUUGACAAGGUGUGGGAUAGUGUGGAGAAUGUCAUGGUCGACAUGGCGAAGCGUCUGGACGCCAUGCUGAAGGAUCCGUCAAGAAGCGUCGAGGAACAGGAGAAGACUCUGGAAAUCCUGAUCGACAUCAAGGGCUCAGACGAGCCAGCAUGGAGUUACCUCGACUACCAGCACUCCCAGAUCCUCGACAACAUGAAGAGCAUGCUGGAUCGUACACACAAGGCUAUAAAGGCUGCACAGACAGCGGCAGAGGCCGAGCCAUCGUCGUCGUCACCACACACAGACCUUCUCCGGCGGCAGCUUGCUGUGCAAGAGUACACGCCAAAUGUGAUUCACCCCUCAGCAAACGAAACGGCAUGGAACGCAAUCCUAUCAAUGUGCUCACGACUGGGAGAAUACGUCGUGCGAUGCUUGCCUGGGUUCUGGAAGAUUGCCAGAGCUUGCAUGGACGGCAAGUAUCUGAAGCGUGACUCGAGUGGCACGCUGAAAGCCUCCUUGCGCCCCGCAACAUCCUGCCGGCAGAUGGCGUCGGACAUCCUCAAGACCUAUCUCUCCACACUAUCACAGUUCUUUACCCUGUCCGACAUUGCACUCGUGGCGCGGUCUAAGCCGACCACUACCAUUCCCGGCUUUGUACCCGCUGGAACUACCGUUCUCGCAGCGUGCUACUAUUCAGUCAAGAUUAUCGACGACGUCGCUGAUUGCGUGCUCGAGCUCACCGCAAUCGACGUAGGCAAGGAGGCUAGCCAGGGCGCCAAGGCGAUGCUUGACUCUUUACGGUGGAGGUUGGAGGAGGUUAUCGCUACUACGUGGGCGCGGGACGCCCGAACGCUGCAUCUCUUGGAUGCCCGUUCAAAAGGACCGGUCACUGAAAAGAUACGCGGCCAUGCUCCAUACCUCAAAGUCGUGGAGACAUUCCAAACUCGCAUCCUCAGAUCUGCUCGGCGCGUCGCGUCCGCUGGGACCGUGCGCGAUCAGGAUACGCCGCCUGUGCCGCAAAUGUUUCGCUUCAAAAUCCGUGAUUCGGUCGUUGAAACGGAGAGAUUGCUGCUCGAUGGGAUUCUGCAUAUGGCCAAGGAGCCUGAGAUUCCCCUGGAGGAUGUGAAUGGGCACGUCCUCACCGCUUCUGACAAGGAGAAGGCAGUGGAGACAAGUCUCCUCGACGGGCUGGCUGCCUUCCAUUCGAUGGCUGGAGAUCAUGUGCCAUCGCUAGCAAAGAAGCUGUGCGACGACAUCGGGUUGUCCGAGGCCGACGUGUCGUCGCUUUACACGGAUCUCGAGGGCGUGGACAAGCUCGUCUUUGACGAGUACAUCUCACGCUGGUCGUCGCGCCUCGUCGAACUGAUCCGCUCAGGCUUGAUCCGCACAAUCGACUGGUCAUCGGCGCCCACGCCCAAGGAGGUGCGCCCGUACAUGCACACGGUCGUGUUAUCGCUGGUGGAGGCGCACGCUCAGGUCUCGGGCGCGUCGCACAAGCUCGUCCAGCGUGUCAUUGAGACGUUGGUGGACUGCGUCGGCGACGCGACACUGGAUGCGUUCCGGCGCGUCGGACGUUUCGGCACGGGCGGCAUGUUGAUGGCGACGCUGGAGAUCGAGUUCCUCAACCAGAGCGUCACGUCGUUCCUCACGCCGCACGCCAAGGACGUGUUCAAGCAGGUCUACGACAUUAUAUCACAGCGGUAUCAGCGACACGCGGCGCCCGAGUCACUCAACCGCGACUUGGAGGCGAUGCGCAAGUUGCUGAGUGAAAGCCGGCGGGGGACAGGCGUGGAGACGCUGUGCUUCCGGCCGACAGCGAAGUAG
Messenger RNA from Cutaneotrichosporon oleaginosum, 2595 nucleotides. RefSeq lists its product as uncharacterized. Lineage: Eukaryota; Fungi; Basidiomycota; Tremellomycetes; Trichosporonales; Trichosporonaceae. The record is from RefSeq and is a predicted model, not a curated record. Gene Ontology annotation, cellular component: exocyst. Gene Ontology annotation, biological process: exocytosis; Golgi to plasma membrane transport.